Populus euphratica (Euphrates poplar) is the source of this 2132-nucleotide messenger RNA. Its product is annotated as pre-mRNA-processing factor 17-like. The transcript has 2 exons. The record is from RefSeq and is a predicted model, not a curated record. Gene Ontology annotation, molecular function: mRNA binding; protein binding. The coding region runs from base 114 to 1838 and encodes 574 amino acids. NCBI's taxonomy places the organism in Eukaryota, Viridiplantae, Streptophyta, Magnoliopsida, Malpighiales, Salicaceae. Gene Ontology annotation, cellular component: catalytic step 2 spliceosome. Gene Ontology annotation, biological process: mRNA splicing, via spliceosome.
AACACGGGACAGCAACAGCAGCAGCAGCAAUUCCCUUUCCUUUCACUACUUUAAUUUUCCCUUCGCGUUUCCAGAAAAGUAAAAGCUCCUCCCUCCAGUCUUGGAUCCUAACAAUGGAUCUUCUCCAAAACUACCAAAACGACGGAGAAUUAGACCAAAACACUAAUUCCUCUCCGGAUGCAUCCCCUCCACGUCUCCUCCCUUCCAAAUCCGCCGCUCCCAAGGUGGACGACACCAUGCUAGCCCUAACAGCAGCCUAUCAAAUGCUCUCUAAACCUAUCGACCCCGUACAGCACGUCGUCGCUUUCAACCCUACCUACGACCAGCUGUGGGCUCCGGUUUUAGGCCCCGCCCAUCCCUACGCCAAGGACGGCAUUGCCCAGGGCAUGCGCAACCACAAGCUCGGCUUCGUCGAGGACGCCGCCAUUGAUUCCUUCGUCUUCGACGAGCAGUACAACACUUUCCACAAGUAUGGCUACGCGGCUGACCCCUCUGCUUCUGAAGGUAAUAAUUAUAUUGGUGAUUUGGAUGUUUUAGAAACAAAUAAUGGGAUUUCUGUUUAUAAUAUUCCGCAACACGAACAAAAGAAGCGAAAGAUUGAGAAGAAAACGGAAGCUGUUGAGGAUGAAGAUGAUGGAAUGGACAAGGAAGAGGUUGAGAAUCCGGCUACGGAUGCGUGGUUGAUGAAGAAUAGGAAGAGCCCUUGGGCUGGUAAGAAGGAGGGGUUACAAACUGAGUUGACUGAAGAGCAGAAAAAAUAUGCGGAAGAGCACGCGAGGAAGAAGGAGGAGAAAGCUGGUGGUGAAAAAGGUGAGCUUGUUGCUGAUAAGACUACUUUUCAUGGUAAAGAAGAGAGGGAUUAUCAAGGGAGGUCGUGGAUUGCGCCACCUAAAGAUGCUAAAGCUAGUAAUGAUCAUUGUUAUAUACCCAAGAGAUUGGUGCAUACAUGGAGUGGCCAUACUAAAGGAGUUUCUGCUAUAAGGUUUUUCCCUAAACAUGGCCAUUUGAUACUUUCUGCGGGUAUUGAUACGAAGGUGAAGAUAUGGGAUGUGUUUAAUUCGGGAAAGUGUAUGAGAACUUAUAUGGGUCAUUCUAAGGCUGUCAGGGAUAUUUCAUUUUGUAACGAUGGCUCCAAGUUUUUAACUGCUGGUUAUGAUAAGAAUAUUAAGUACUGGGACACAGAGACGGGCCAGGUUAUCUCUUCGUUUUCGACUGGGAAGAUUCCAUAUGUUGUUAAGCUCAAUCCUGAUGAUGAUAAGCAGAAUAUAUUGUUGGCGGGUAUGAGUGAUAAGAAGAUUGUGCAGUGGGAUAUGAACACAGGGCAGAUUACUCAGGAGUAUGACCAGCAUUUGGGGGCAGUGAAUACCAUCACAUUUGUGGAUAAUAACAGGAGAUUUGUUACUUCAAGUGAUGAUAAAUCACUCCGUGUAUGGGAAUUUGGGAUCCCUGUUGUUAUUAAGUAUAUUAGUGAGCCUCACAUGCAUUCUAUGCCAUCGAUCUCUCUUCAUCCCAAUAUGAAUUGGCUUGCUGCGCAGAGUUUGGAUAACCAGAUCCUUAUUUAUAGUACCAGGGAAAGAUUCCAGUUGAAUAAGAAGAAGAGGUUCGCUGGUCACAUUGUGGCUGGUUAUGCUUGUCAAGUCAAUUUCUCACCGGAUGGAAGAUUUGUAAUGUCAGGAGAUGGUGAGGGUAAAUGCUGGUUUUGGGACUGGAAGAGUUGUAAAGUUUUCAGGACCCUCAAAUGUCACGAGGGAGUCUGCAUUGGGGCUGAGUGGCAUCCGCUGGAGCAAAGUAAAGUGGCCACUUGUGGCUGGGAUGGAUUGAUCAAAUACUGGGACUAGUUGCUUUCAGAUCUGACUUGGCACAUAUAUCAGUUGAGCAACCCACUUCAUACACCCUGCCAGAGAUAUAAUAAAGAUAUCCUGAGGAAUAGAUGAGUGGAAGAACCAAACUAGUUUCUUCUAUCCAGAAAUUUAUGUGCAGCAAUUGGUGAGAAUUGAUUGAGGACCAUUGAGAAACUCAUCCCAACGUUUGCAAGUUAGUCAUUUUUUUACUGAUGUAAACUAAAUAUGUAACUUUCUUAAAAGGUCCUGAGUUUUUUUGGCAGUUCUCACCUAAAUUUUCAACAGUUGAUA